GUCGCGUAAACUAUGACGUCAGGGGGCGUGUCUCGAAGAGGACAGAAGGGACUCGACCAUGGGAGACAGUUUCCAUGACCAGCUGACAGAGGAUGGCGCCUUCCUCAGAACAGAGAGGAGACUGGACACAGAGCUGGUGGACAAAAUUAUUCUGCAGCUCAACAGAAUCUACCCGCAAGUACUCUCAGACAAGGAGGCCACCAAGUUUCGCAACUUGGAUGUGCCCACGUGCCUCCGCCUAGGUGAGCUCCUGACGCACCUGCAGGCAAAAGGAGAAGAAGCCUGCAGGGAAUUUUACAGGGCUCUUCACCUGCAUGUUGAGGACGUCUAUUACAGCUUGCCAACACGGCUCCGCCUCCGAGAUUCUUUUGAUCCCAUCGCAUAUCCAAGUGCCUACAAAGAGAGACAUGUCAUGAACGACAAAAGUCCACUCUUCUUUUUAGGCUGCUUCAGUGUUGCAGUUGGAAUGGCAUUAGUCUAUUACUUUGGUGAAGCCAAAGUGACUGGAGGAAGCAGGGCCCUUGGGAUGGCGGCUUUGGGUUUGAAAAGAAAAGCUCGCGAGAUCCUUGUUUGGUACACAGAAGAAAGCCUCAUGAAGUAAGGAACAACUGAGUCUCAGUGGGCAUGGGCUUCAGGGAAUCUUCAUUUGAACCAAAGCACAGCACCAUACUUUGCCUUUCAAAAUAAGAUGAACACAUUUUUAUUUAUUACUUUUGGGGUCCAAAAUAGAAAUGAUGGGGAACAUUUGGGUCUACAACUGGCACCUUGCCUAUACUUGCUUACUAGCUAUUUAAUUCGAGGUAGAGGAAUUAUUAAAAUUAACAGGGAUGUGUUACAUUUUCAAAGAUUAUGAAUACAAUAUUCAGUGUUGUUUUUUGUAAUGGAAAGCCCUGCUAUAUAAUGAUAACUAGAUCUGUUAUCUUUGUAUUUCAGAGUAUUUGCCAUGCACUGGUUGUUGGAUGAAAUUAUUUUUGACGCGUCAAAAAAAUGCAGUGUGCUGUGCAAACAUAAACAAGCUGGUAGUUGUCGCCCUCGUGUGGUGUAAAGAUAGAGUACAAGAACAAUAGUGUUCAGAGAGGGUAAAAAUCGACUCGCGAAGAUAUAUGCGGUUAUUUUUUUGUAUAUGCUCGAUCAUGUAAUCGGAUGUAAUAACGCAUUAUCAAUUGGUUUCGUUGUUUGGAUUUCAAUUGACAUACUGUUUCACGAUGCGUACUCACGUGACUCCUCUAGCCAAUCACUUCCAACGUUGAUGCGCGGUGCCUUAUGGGUCCCAGUCUAAAAAUUAGAAAAGCGAAGCAAUGCCCAAAUAAAAACCACAAACGCCUUCCAACUAAUAAGAACUACAUAAUAAAGAAACAAUUCCAUUGUCGUAACAUCGUAGAAGCAGUGAAUUUGGUUAUGUUGUAACCGUGAGUGUAAAGGGACUGCGUGGUUGUCACUAUAAGUAGCCAUAUUGUUUCAUGUAACUGACGUGUUGUAUGAAAGGAGAGAAGGUUAGCACUCCCCUUGACAAGGAUGGAAAUGGCCCUUGUGGCCUGCAACACAUAUAUGGUUAAGGCACUGCCACCUACUUCGUGGCAUCUCUGACCAAGUUUUUUUCUAUAAAAAUAUCUACAAUAGAAUUUCAUGCCAUUAAUCUUUAUUUUAGCAGUUAAUAAGAAUUCAACGAGGUUAAAAGCACUAAUUGAAAUGAACUCAAGCUUGAAUAUGUUGUACAUUUCUGUACCCCCUCUUAAUAUUUAGUGACCUGCUAAAAAAAAUAAAAAUAGUAAUAAUAAAAAUAGGCAACACAUAUUUUUAAUGUCAUAAAUCACCUUUCAAAAUAUUGAUGGACUUUAUUGCUGACAUUAAUUGGACAUUUUUACACUCGAGUGCCUUUAGACAAUUAAAAAAAAAAAAAAAGAAGAUGACAAAUAGUGCCUUGUAAUGACUAGAUUUAUUCCCCAAUCAAACAGGUAUUGUUGAGGUAGUACAUCUCAGGCUGUUGUAAAGUAAAAUAAAAAAGGGCUUGCGGACAUAACAGUAGCUACGGUAUGGUGGUUUGUAAAACUAUCGUGCAAAUACGUAUAACCUUGUGUUUCUUAUUUUUCUAUAUUUCUGUGCAGUUGUGUGUUCAUAUUUUUAGUCUGAGUGAUGUUAGCUGAUAUCCUAACUUUUGUGUGGCUGCUUCCAUUUUCUUAUUUUUGUCAUGUUAAGAUGCCUUCGAUUAAACAAAGUGCCACUUUGGUCCUCUGAACUAUGUACAAUCUGACAAUAAACAAAAUGGUACCAUU
Syngnathus typhle (broad-nosed pipefish) is the source of this 2273-nucleotide messenger RNA. RefSeq names its product caspase recruitment domain family, member 19 (gene card19). The transcript is spliced from 6 exons. Bases 59 to 601 code for a protein of 180 amino acids. NCBI's taxonomy places the organism in Eukaryota, Metazoa, Chordata, Actinopteri, Syngnathiformes, Syngnathidae. The record is from RefSeq and is a predicted model, not a curated record. Gene Ontology annotation, cellular component: mitochondrion.